UUCUCUUUCUUGUCAAGUGAUAUAGAUAUUUGAUUAUGGAGCCUGCUAAUAUCAAUAUUGAAGUAGUUGAAUGCUCGAAAAAGAGGAAAAAAGUUAUGCUUCUGAAAUUAUUAAAAAAUCCAGAGUAUCUGGGAGUGCUUACACCAAUAGUGCAGGGAAUCCAAUCAUGGAGUUGAAACCAGGAAACGAUUGCAAGUGUCGUCGGAUGUGCUACAUCAAAGUAUCAGAGGAGAAUCGACUUACUGUUUUUAAAAACUUCAGAGGCAUGAGCUCCAAGAAUGAACAGGACAAUUACCUACAAUCGCUGAUUUCAGCUUCUGAGGUGAAGCAACGAAGAAGAAGGAAGCCAGAAGAAGAGUCCAAUAAACCAGAAAGAGGGAGCUGUGCUGAACUGGAGUUCGAAGAAGGGAGAACCAGAUUGCCAACAGAUCUUCAAUAUUAA
This is a messenger RNA of Nilaparvata lugens (brown planthopper), 442 nucleotides long. RefSeq lists its product as uncharacterized. Bases 71 to 442 code for a protein of 123 amino acids. The transcript has 3 exons. The record is from RefSeq and is a predicted model, not a curated record. NCBI's taxonomy places the organism in Eukaryota, Metazoa, Arthropoda, Insecta, Hemiptera, Delphacidae.